AGUCAUGUCCUGUUUACAUGAUGAAUAUUCUGUAUCAUAUCCUUCCAAAAUCACAUUGCCCAUUCUUGGAUGGAAACCGUAGAUGCUACUGUAGAUAGCGUCAAAACAGUGGAUGCGCUUCUCAAAGACUGAACCCAGCAACGUUUUGACGCAGCUCAUCUAAUCAUGGCUAUUACAGGCUGUUCUCUCUGCAUUAAGUACACGCUAUUUUUCUUCAAUUUCAUUUUUUGGGUGACUGGCUGGGGGGUGUUUAUUUUAGGUAUAGCUCUGUGGCUCCGCCAUGAUACACAAACCAGCAACCUGCUGAUGCUUAACUUUGAAGGGAACCAAGCUCCAGGAACUUUUUACAUCAGUGUGUAUGUCCUGAUAGCUGUUGGAGCUGUAAUGAUGUGUGUUGGAUUCCUUGGUUGUUAUGGUGCCAUCCAAGAGUCUCAGUGCCUCCUUGGAACAUUUUUCACAUGUUUAGUGGUCUUGUUUGCCUGUGAGGUGGCAGCAGGAAUAUGGGGUUUCAUCAACAGGGACACGAUCUCCACAGAGCUUAUCAACUUUUAUGAUGCAGCCUACAUCAAAGCUGUGGAUCCAGUAGAUACACCCACCCGACAGGCUGCUUCAAAGAUUAUGGUAGCCUUCCAUAACACACUCGAGUGCUGUGGUAAAGAAGAUGAUAAUCCAUUGUUUUUGAAUGUUCAGGCCUCUCUUUGUCCUAAUAAAAAAGAAGAGUCUCAGAGUUGCCAUAUAAAGUUGAGGGACCUAUUCACUGAGAAACUCCAUGUGGUUGGUCUGGCUGCCCUUGCCAUUGCAGUCAUCAUGGUCUUUGAGAUGAUCUUCACUAUGGUCCUUUGCUGUGCAAUUCGUAAUGCUGCCGCAGCAUACUGAGGGAUAUACUGACUAUUAAUUUGAGCAUGCAACUUCAAAAGACUCCAGCCAGUGACAAAAAAGAAUAAAUUCAACUUCACUGUGUCCUAUUUUUCUAUUAUAUUGUAUUUUAGGCAUUGAAAUCUGUGUUUUAGACUUUGUUCAGACAACCAGUCCUAUUAGAUUUUCAUGUACUCUCUCUCUAUAUAUUUGAUUUUUAUGUUUUAUUUAUUUUUCUUAACAACUACACUGUUACAUGAUCUUUUCAGUUUCAGUUGGUAUCACACUGAUGUAGUCAUUCCAAUAAAUAUUAAUAGCAAACCUGCAAAUGUAGUAUAAAAAAAGGAAAACAAAUCUGAUUUAAUUUUUCACUUGUCUAACUCUUACCUUAGAGAGUUCAAUUUUGUGAUAAUGUGAUAGGCAAUAGGCUCAAUAGAAUAAAAUUUGGUUCUUUUCCAGA
Messenger RNA from Electrophorus electricus (electric eel), 1315 nucleotides. NCBI's taxonomy places the organism in Eukaryota, Metazoa, Chordata, Actinopteri, Gymnotiformes, Gymnotidae. The record is from RefSeq and is a predicted model, not a curated record.